AUGUCUCAACGGACCGUCUACGGUUCUGCUUCUCCGCCGCGCACUCCUCCUGCCCAAACCACCAAGUUUCGACCCAAACGUGGCUAUCCUGCCCGCCCGUCGAUUCGCGAUGCCUUUCCCGAUGCCGGCCUAAAUGACAAUGCGCCAAGAACCAGCGAGUCGGGCGAUGAGCGGGACCCGCACGACUUGUCGUUGUCGCCCAAGCAUGCCGCCCGCACUUCCAUCGUAGACAACAUGCUGCUGUCUCUGGACCAAUUCGACGGACCCGGCUCCUCCAUCUUGGAUGACUAUCGACUCUUCAACUCUGCCUUUGACACGGACCAACAAGGCCGAUACCGUGGCCAUACGUUUUCCUCCUCAAUGUCGUCGGAUGCAGACUUUGGAUACGACGACAGCAGCAGUCGCUAUGCCACCGUGGCCGCCGGUGGUCGGCGGAGCAACAACAGUUCGAUCCACCAGACCGCUCCCCGAAGAAUGAGCAGUGCUCGAGGGCCAGAAUCCUCCAUGGGUUCCCGAGGGACCAUGGGCUCCCGAGCAAAUGAUGUACGCCAGGGCAGCAAGGGCAGCUUCUCCAAUGGCGAUUAUACCUAUUCCACGCAUAGAGGCCGUGCAGACUCGGAUGGCCCGUAUCGGCGCUCAGAAAGUUUCGAUUGUGGGCCCAAGAAGGCGUACAAUCCUUAUGCGGAUCACAGCCUGGGCCAGGACUCGACCUUGUACGACGAUGACGCGGCACCAACACCCAGCAUUCCCGCCGGCCCCCGCAAGCUCUAUGAUUACAAGAUUCCACAUGCCACGGCGUCCCGUACGCCGGGUACGUCACGACGGAACAGCAUCAAAGCUUCCAGUGCUGCGUCAGCCCGGCGAAACCGGACCGAGAAUAUCGGGACUGGCUCCCUGAAGCCUCGGGACCUCGACUACCUGGGUGACACGGACCUGGACUCUCUACCGAACAAUCCAGCAGUCUUGGACCCCCCAGCUCCCAGCCCAACCAUCUCUUACAAUAAACCCGCCUUCUCUCCGAUGGAACCAACCCUUCCGAGCGCGAUACCAGCUGUGCCACCAACCCAGAACGGGCCUACUGUACAGAAGGAGAGGCCAGGCUUCUUCCGCCGUGUCUUUGGUGCAUCCUCAAGAGCAUUCUCACCAGCAGAGGUCCCCAGCCCCACCAUGAGCGACGUUGCACGCCGUCAAGAGCCUGAGGAUAAGACCUCUUCGAGUUCAAACAUUGCGUCAAGGACACGGGAGGCUCAGCAAACGCGCUCGUCUCAGCCCCAGCAGCAGCCACCGCCACCUCCUAGGAGUGCAGUGGCGGCGCCGUCGGCCUCUGGUGCUCGUAAAAAUCCCCCUCAAGUAAUCAGACAAAAGUCCUCCUUCUUUCGCCGGCGAAAGAAGUCUGUGGCUGAAAAUGUACCCCCACCGAUCAAGUUGCCUCAGGAGCUCUCGCCCCAUGCGUUGGAUAUGACAAAACCGCAGGCGAGUCCUGUGAGCAGCUUGCGUCAGAUCAUGAACCAGUACCUGGAUGAGCCCGGCUCGUCAGGGGAUAUGGAUCGACGAGGCCUUCGCAAAGAAGACGGCCAGCUGGUGGAGUCCAGGCCACUGGAUGCGCAGAAACCUCGAGAAAUUGCCUCGAUUCCGAGCGGCAGCGGCGGUAGCAGCAGUAGCACCGGCAGCACCUCCAAGCCCAAACUUCAUAUCGACCCCCAGAGUACUUCACAAGGUCCGGAUUCUCGCUUGUCAACUGCAACUGGUGUCGGUGCCAGUAGCGGCUCCCAAAAUGCAAGUGAUGUGGAGUCCUUCUGCUCCUCAGAUUCCCCCUUGCAGGAGAAGAACUCUAAUGCCAACCCCUCAACCACCCUGUCUCCCGUCCAAGAGCAUCCCUCUCGCACCACUCGCGUGUCAAGCAAAAUGGCACUGUCGACCACUACCCCUCAGACUGUGCCGGCGGGCACUGGGAGGCUGGCUCUGCCCUUGGACACUGCGAUUCCCGAGUCACCGGCUGCUUCGGACGUCUCGCAAUAUCUUACAGCUUCAAAUACGCCUAUCAUUGAGUCUGAGGAGCCUCAAAUUGUUGUCGAUGAUGAGAAGGUAGUUCACAACGAGGAUGUGGCCAACGGCCCCGGUGAUGCCCUGGAAGAUGGGCCGACGGUGCAGGACCGAGAACAAGCCCAGAAGUUAUUCGAUAGUCAAGACCAGAUGGUUGGCAAUAUCCCGGCGGCCGCCUGGCUGGGAGAGCCUGAUAAGGCCUUGGUCCGAGAGGCGUACAUGCGUCUGUUUAACUGGUCGAACAUGAAUAUUUUGGCAGCUCUGCGCAGUCUAUGCCAUCGUCUGAUUCUGAAGGGCGAGACUCAACAAGUCGACCGGGUUCUGGAUGCCUUUUCCUGUCGAUGGUGUGACUGUAAUCCGAGUCAUGGAUUCAAGGCUACUGACGUGGUUCACACCAUUUGCUACUCCCUCCUGUUACUGAACACCGAUCUCCACUUGGCGGACAUUGACCAGAAGAUGACUAAAUCCCAAUUCGUUCGCAAUACGAUGCCCACAAUCCACCGUGUGGCCAUGGAUGCAGUGCCUGCGGGAUUCGAAACCCUCCGACCCCAGAAGCCCAAGAAUACCCCAACAGUCGAGUCUGUCCUUUCACCUCUUGGGCCGGGCCGCUCGUCCAAUGUUCCUACGGAUUCGGCCUGUCCUACCUCAGAUGACUCCACCACCCGUCGCAGUGUGGCCGAAGCCGACUCUGGCCCACUGAUCAGCGCUCCAUUUAACGGUACCAUGCGAGCUUGGGAGCAGCAGGUCGAGACGGUGUUGAAAGACUUUUACAGUUCCAUUCAGCGCGAGAGGCUGCCUCUCUUUGGCGCCCAGCCCGAGAGAGAGGUCCAUCGCAUGGCAUCGAGCAAUUUCCUUGCCCCCUCGGCAGGCAAUCUUCGCCGCAGUCCGAGCACCAUCAGCAAAAGCGGCUCGGAUAUUUUCCCCCGUGGACGGUCUGCAGACUCGCGCCACGGUGCAGCACGUUGGUCCUCCAAGCCUCGAUCACGGGGAGCACGACUCUAUCCACCGUCCAUGAUGGGCUCUAGCCGAACCAGCUUGGAUGACCAGUCCUCCGUCUGGAGCCCCGCGGCGUCCAGCACCUGGAGCAAGUACUCGCUAGGCAAAUUCACCUCGGUGUCGGUGGAUUCAUUCGGCUCCGAGUACCCCCGAGGCGAGUAUCAGCAAUCCAUUGGCUUCGCGAACGCCUUGAGUCAAGCCAUCAUUCGGGAGGAUUCCGCGACUUCGGUUUACAGCUACGAGGAGCCAGUGACCCCUCUGCUGGAGGACGAGACCCUCGCGUUGGCAGGUGCGCCGUGGGCCAAAGAGGGUAGUGUCAAGCACAAGCAUCAUCUGGACGCCGUUGAUAAACGUGCCAAAGACCGCAAUUGGAAUGAAUGCUUUGCGGUUAUCCAGCAGGGCUGGAUGCGGCUCUUCUCAUUCAACAAUGCAUCCAAGACCCUGCGCCAGCGGACCAAACAGCGGGGUGGUGUGGUGGUUGGAGGCGGGAACUGGACGGAGAAUGCCGAGGAGAUUUGGAAAUUCAUGCUCCGUCAAACCAUUGCCAGUGCGUUGCCACCCCCAGGCUACUCCAAGUCACGUCCACACGUUUGGGCUCUCAGUCUCCCGACGGGCGCCGUCCAUCUGUUCCAGGUCGGCACGCCCGAGAUUGUCCGCGAGUUUGUGUCCACGGCAAAUUACUGGAGUGCUCGCCUCUCCAAAGAGCCUCUGGUGGGUGGUAUCAGUAACAUCGAGUAUGGCUGGAGCGACGCGGUCAUCAACAGCGCCCUCAUUCACGGCGAAAGUCGUUCACCACCUACCUCCUCCGGUGCCCCACGUCAGAGCAUUCAAAGUUCCAUCCGAAGCUCUCUGGACCACCAGGGUGUGGUGCGACCGAAGCUCCCUGCAGACCGCGUGAACAUCAGCGAUUGGAGUCCCCCGCAGCAGAGCAUGGUCGCCUCGCACCAGUCUGAAGAAGAGCAACUCAAGGCCCUGCAAGCGUACGUUCAAAAUGUGGAGGACGAUCUGCAACGACACAAUGAGCUUCGACCUGCUAUGAACCUGGCAUUCUCCCCGCGGCAUCCUAAUGCUACCAAGGCGAUGGCCAACUGGGAGCGCAAGUCGUCGUAUCUUCUGCGUGAAAUUGUCAAGUUCCGCACGUAUAUUGAUUCGCUUCGAAACGCCAUUGCAAAGAAAGCUGAGAUUUAUGCCUCCACGAACAACUAUUUCAAUCCGGCAGGUGACGAAGUAGAUGCGGACGUCGAGGAGCAUUCGGAAUCAGAGCCUCCUCUUCAAACUGUGACCAACUCCUCCGCUGGUGCUGGUGCUCCUGCUGACAAUUGA
Penicillium oxalicum is the source of this 4362-nucleotide messenger RNA. RefSeq names its product Sec7 domain protein. The record is from RefSeq and is a predicted model, not a curated record. The transcript is spliced from 2 exons. Gene Ontology annotation, molecular function: guanyl-nucleotide exchange factor activity. Gene Ontology annotation, biological process: regulation of ARF protein signal transduction. Lineage: Eukaryota; Fungi; Ascomycota; Eurotiomycetes; Eurotiales; Aspergillaceae. Bases 1 to 4362 code for a protein of 1453 amino acids.